CACAUUGGCACGGCCCUCAUUCACAUGCAUGCACGUGACCGCUUCUGAUUUUCACUAUCCCGGAUUUUAUGUGCAUUUACUUAAUUAAUUUACCAAAAUAUCAAAAGUCUGGAUUUAUUUUUAAGAUAAAUUAACCAAUAUAAAAUCAUAACAUUUUAUAAUAAUCGCACACACCAACACGUAUAGUACGUGUAAACAAUGUAGAGCGAGAAAGUGAAUUAACAAGUACGUAGAUAGAGAGAGAGAGAGAGAGAGAGAGAGAGAGAGUUACAAAAUCAGGGUUUUCAAUUUCAUUUGGAAGAAAAUCCCCCAUUCGUUUCUCUCUCCUCUUUCCUUUCUUUAAUUUCUUACUUGUUAAAGCUUUGCUUUGCUUGUAAACUGAGUUUCAGUUUUCAGGCCACUUCUUCUUCUUCUUCUUCUCAUUCUUCUUUAUCCAUAAUACAUUCCAUUUGAUUCAUUAAUCGAUAGAGGAAGAAUCGUUUCUCUGAAUUCACCACUAUUAGAGUAAUCAUACAAUUGUUUCUCUAUUCUUCUUUUCUGUAAUCAAUAUCCUUUCGCUUUCUCCUGUUUCAAUCGGAUCUGAAACGAAUAGCAAAGCUGUAAUUGCCCCACACACAGUUGAUUCUCCGGCGCAGAGUUUUCUUGAAGGGCUUUUUCUUAAUUUGCCGAGGGUUUAUGAAAGAUAGUUCGCCAUUUUGCAUUCUCUGAUAUAAGUGACAAUGCCGUACGACACGAUCGAACCGCUUGCUGAGGAAGUCAGUUCCAUAAAUCUCGAGUACAAUUACUCUUCUGCCCAUGGUACAAGCCGCCCACCCCACCCCCGAUCCAAAAAACAACAUACAUACGAGGCUAGAUCAUCUCGAACUCGUGUAACAAAGGCUGCAUAUUCUCCAUCGAGCCCCUCAAUCUUUUCGAAAAACUCCUACAAAACCCCCCAUUCGGUAAUGCAGAAUGAAUUCGAUGACAUCAGAUUCCACCAAGGAAAAGAGAAAUUCCGUGACAAAGAUUGUGAAACAGAGGAAUAUGACACACCGAACAAACUUGGGACAGCUAAAACCAUUGAUCAUGAUGAUGUCGAAAUUUGCCUUUCGUACCCCGUUUUGGCUGAAGGAGCUGUGGUGGGGUCGUUGAAUGCUGAUUUACGGUCUAAAUCAGGACCACGUUUUUGUCCGAGCCCUCAAGAAAGUUUCUACUCCGCCACACAGUACAUCGAAGGCAAACAGAGCUUUACCAACACCGAAGUCAGUAGUGUGAGGCAGUCUUGUGAGAGCGGUGAAGUUAGCAAUUCGUGCGACUUUGUAGUAGAGAGUAGAAAGACGAAUAGUUUCUACAGAGGAAGCAGUGGAAGUGAUGUCAGCGAUGAGAGCAGCAGCUCGAGCAGUUACGGCAGUGCUAUGUACAAACCGCACAAAACAAACGAUGUAAGGUGGGAGGCGAUUAAGCUUGUCAGAUCGCGCAAUAACGGGGCGUUAGAGUUGAAAAAUUUCAGGAUUUUUAAGAGAUUGGGGUGUGGAGAUAUCGGCAGCGUUCAUUUGGCUGAGCUGAUAGGGACGAGAACUUGCUUCGCCAUGAAAGUGAUGGAUAAAGAAGUUUUAGCCCAUAGGAAGAAGAUUCUCAGAGCUCAAACAGAGAGAGAGAUAUUGAAAUCUUUGGAUCAUCCUUUUCUUCCAACAUUGUACACUCAUUUCGAGACGGAGAAAUUCUCUUUCCUGGUUAUGGAGUUUUGUCCAGGUGGAGAUUUGCAUGCACUUCGACAGAAACAACGUGGGAAAUUCUUCCCCGAGCACGCUGCCAGGUUUUAUUUGGCUGAAGUUCUACUUGCUUUAGAAUACUUGCACAUGCUCGGUAUCAUAUACAGAGAUCUCAAACCGGAAAAUGUUUUAGUUAGACAAGACGGGCAUAUAAUGCUUUCCGAUUUCGACCUCUCACUGAGGUGCACUUUUAGUCCAACACUAGUCAAAUCGUCAAACCCAAUCGUGGAAUCAAAAAGCUCGAGAUAUUCCAUGGAGCCAUCAUGCGCUAAUAUCCAGACAACAUGUUUUGGGCCCCGUUUUCUUGGGAAACCGAAAAAAGAAAAGAAAUACAGACGAAAAACAGACACAAACAAUCAAGUGAGCCCACUCCCCGAACUAAUAGUAGAGCCGACAGACGCAAGAUCAAUGUCAUUUGUAGGGACACACGAGUAUUUAGCACCGGAAAUAAUCAAGGGAGAAGGGCAUGGCAGUGCGGUCGAUUGGUGGACUUUUGGGGUUUUUUUGUACGAGCUUUUGUUCGGGACAACGCCGUUUAAAGGACAAGGGAAUAAGGCUACAUUGUUCAACGUUGUUGGACAGCCUUUGAGGUUUCCAGAAAGUCCGACGGUUAGUUUUGCUGCGAGAGAUUUGAUUAGAGGGUUGCUUGUGAAGGAGCCUCAGCAUAGGCUUGCGUACAGGAGAGGUGCGUCUGAGAUAAAGCAGCACCCGUUUUUUCAGAAUGUGAACUGGGCUUUGAUUCGGUGCACCAGUCCGCCCGAUGUACCUGAGCCGUUCGUUAUGGAUUUUGAUUGUGAUCGUGGGUUCCGUGCAGGUGCACCUGCACCUUCAGUGGUGAACAAGGUGCAGAGUGGUGUCGAUGUGAAGCCUUCGGAUAAUUACUUGGAGAUUGAUUUCUUCUGAUUUUCGAUCUUUUUUUUUUUCUUUUGUUGGUAUACUUUGGGUGAUUUUUUUUUCAUUGGAAGAGGUAUGGAAACUUCUUGUUUCUUUUAUUGGAUUAGUGUAAAUUGAUAACCAUAAAAUCUGUUAUUGUUCAUUACUUCAAGCAAAUGAUUACUAAUUCUACCAAUUUACCGAAGAACAGCUUCAUUGAAA
Messenger RNA from Erythranthe guttata (spotted monkey flower), 2846 nucleotides. RefSeq names its product Protein kinase superfamily protein (gene ATPK7). The record is from RefSeq and is a predicted model, not a curated record. Gene Ontology annotation, biological process: protein phosphorylation. Lineage: Eukaryota; Viridiplantae; Streptophyta; Magnoliopsida; Lamiales; Phrymaceae. Gene Ontology annotation, molecular function: protein kinase activity; ATP binding.